CGCCCACCCCCGCCCACCAUCUACCGCCACCGCCAUCACCAGGCCAGCGAGCCAAGCGGACGUCCCAAUGGUCGACAUCCAGGCACGCCGGCCGGCCUCGGCCAGCCUGCCUGACCAGUUCCUGGAGCUCGUGCACCAGAGCCUGUGCGCGCCGGAGCCGGAGAUCCGCGCACCGGGCGCGGGCCUCGACGCGUCGGCCGCCAGCGCGGCUGCCACCCGGGGCCUGGCGCAGUGGCACGCGCACGGUCUCGGCUUCAACACCGUGGCCUGGCGCGUGGCCGAGCUCCUGGACGAGUACCCCACCGGCAUCACCCGGCCCUGUGUGCUGACCGAGAUCCAGGCGCUGAUCCUGGAGGCCACGCACUCGCGUCGACCGGCCGGGGCGGCGGCCUCCGCCUCGGGCCCGGCCUCGAUGGCCGACGACCGGUGCCUGAAUGCUGAUUGGGCGCAGGCGCACUAUGACCCGGUGACCCCGGUGCGCCUGGCGCCCCCGGCCGCGGGGCCCCUCUGCUCGCCGCGCGCCUUCGCCGAGGCCAUCGACCAGCACAUGGUCAAAGGCCUCUCCAGCACCUUCGCCGCCGCGGCCCUCGGGCUGAACCUCGUCGAGGGCUUCAUCACGGACCUGAUCCAAAACCCCUCCUCCACCGGCGGCCCCUUUGCCGCUGUGCUGUCCGACGGGCCGAUCCCGAGCUCCGACCCGCCGGUCCUCCUGCGCAUGGCCGAUCCCCUCCGGGCCCUUCUCCGGCCCAGGCUCCCGAGUGGCCUGGAAAACCCCUUCUUCCAGCAGCUUCGGGCCUUUCUCACGGACCUGCCCCCGGCGGCAAGCCCCCCGGUGGACUCCGAGCUCCAAGACGCCCGGCCCCGCCUCACGGCCAAUGUGUCACUCCGCAUGCUGGGACCCAUCCUGCAGAAGCGCCUCCCCGGCCGCUACAAAUGGCCCACAUUCACCCUGUUUCUCGGGCCCGGGCUGCUGCCCGGCAUCCGCCGGCCGGCCCCCGGCCCCCCGGCCUCCGACGCCUGGUGGUCGGGCCCGGCGACCGACCACGCGGCCGCCGGACUGCUGGCCGCCGCGGCCGCCGCCCUGGGCCCCGGGCCCGAUCCCACCUCGCGCACGGCCCUUCGGGCCGACCUCCCCCUCGGGCCCGGGCCCGGGCCCAUCUCGCUCCUGGUGGAGGUGGAACAUGUGUCCGAGGUGAAGCACAUCCCCGCGGCCGGCGAGUGGCUGUCCAUGCUGGGCGAGUCGCUGCGCACCCGACGCCGCGGAGCCCCGGACGCGGCCCCCACGCCGCCCGGCCCCCCGGCCCCGCACAGAUUCAAUGGAACCUGGGAUCGGCCUGUGGAGGAAACCUGCGCCACGGUGUCGCUCAUGCUCUGCUGGACCGGCAAGCCGGGGGGCCCUGCGGCGGGGCCCCUGGCCGGGGCCCGCGUGCGCCUCCUGCUACAUCUGUGGAAUGAGCACGCACACCUGUCGCAACUCCUGCGUCCGGGCGAGCUCCUGUAUGUGCACAAUCCGCUGGUCGUGGAUGUGACGGCUUACCGGCGCCUCGGCACCUCCGACCCGGUCGCAGCCUACAUCGCCCUGGAACACGGGUCCCAGUCGCAGCUGUUCUUGGCGCAUCCUCCGGCGAACACCGGGCACCCUGGCCAGGCAGGCUGCCCGGAGACCGCCCUCACCCGAGCCCCGGCCCCGCCGGACACGCCCUUCGGCCGGGCACUUCACCAGCAGCUGCUGCAUGCCCGGGCCGUCGGCCGACCCGCGCCGCUGGUCGACACGCUGCCGGCGGUCCGGCCGCCGGCCACAUUGGAUGCGCUGAAUGCCCUCGGCCCCGGCGGACAGUAUGUCAACUGCGCCGGGACCACCUUCAUGCUGGGGCCCGGCGAUUUGCGGGGCCUGGCCCCGGCCCCGGGCGCCCCCGCCCGGCACCUGCUCAACUUGAGUCUGCUCCUGGAGCUGCAGACCUGUGUCUUCGAUGCCGGGACACGCUGCUUCGAAGCACGGCUGCGCGACGCCCAGGGCACCACCAUCCUGCUGCUGGUUCGGGCCCCGGCCGACGAGCAUGACGAUCCCCCGGCCACUCCCAGUGGCAAGAGCCCCGCCUGGGACCCCCUCCCCCGGGGCCUCCUCCCGCCGGGGCCGGAGCACCUGGUGCACAUCCUGCGCACGGCCCACCCGGGCUCGGUGCUGCUCCUCCACCGGGUGCACCUGCCCUUCUUGACCGCGACAACUUCCACCAUGUCCUUGUUUGCCGACCUGCAUUCGGCCAUGCGCGAUCUGUCGCGCCUGCCCGGGCCGCUGGCCACGCGUCUCUUCCAGGCCCCCGGGGCCCUGGCCGAUCUGGCGGCCCCGGGUUCCGGUCCCCGACCGGUGGCCUUUCGCAUUGACGGGUGGUUGCUGGAAAAUCGAAGCCGCAUCCCCGGCGAGGCCGGCGCCAGCUCCGGCUGGGACGUGGCCCACCUCAUCCGGCGGGUGCAUCGCCUGUGCGGCCGGCCCGUGGACAUGCAGCAUGAAAGCGACGGCUUCUCGCAGGUCCUCUUCCGGUGCGCCGCGUGCGACGGCCUCGUGGAGGACCUCGACUACCAGUACCGCCUUCUGGCCGUGGUGGCGGACAUCGGCACCCCGGUCACCGUGCGUCCUCUGCAGGAUUACCGCGAUCAAGAGUACCCCCUCGGGCCCGGCGGGCAGAGGCCCGGCCGGCAGCUGGUUAUGCUGAGCGACGCGGCGGCCGCCGACCUGAUCGGCGUCCCGGCCCGUGUCUUCGCCUCGGAACUGGUCGCCGGGGACAUGCUGCAGCUGGACCUCCUUCACCUCCGGCGCCUAGAUCCCGUGGUGUUCCCGCUGCGCAAGCGCCGACGCCGCGGCCCCGCGCACUCCACCGGCCGCGCCCACGCCCACCUCCACCGCGCCCACUGGACGGCCACCGAGCAACGCCGGGCCCUGGCAGACGCCCGGAGUGGGGCGCUGUACGGCACGGUUCUGGCACCCCAGAAUGCCGAUCGCGUGACCGUCCCCGUGGUUGUCGCGGUCACGCGGGUCGGCUCGUGACCCGCCCGAGCGCCGGCACAUAAACCUCCUGUUCCCGC
This is a messenger RNA of Fonticula alba, 3081 nucleotides long. RefSeq lists its product as hypothetical. Lineage: Eukaryota; Rotosphaerida; Fonticulaceae. The record is from RefSeq and is a predicted model, not a curated record. The transcript has 6 exons. The coding region runs from base 68 to 3043 and encodes 991 amino acids.